AUGUCUUCAAAUCUAUAUUCAUUUUCAUCAGACACUUUAUCCGAGUUGAGGAAAUUUAGGUUUCAAAGUGCCAGAGUUGACAAGAUGCAAGCCUUGAUAUACACAAUAGAUAAGGAUACAUACGAAAUCAAGAAGGAUGAAGAUGUUGACGGAAUUAUAGACUCAAUAGAAUCCUUGAUCGAAGAGUUGCCAGAUACAACACCCAGGUAUAUCGUGGUGUCGUACCCAAUAAAGACGAAGGAUGGCAGAUUACAAUCACCUUUAGUGAUGUUGUACUGGAUCCCACCAACUACGGGGUCCAAUUCUCGAAUGUUGUACGCAGGAGCAGUUGAGCAAUUUAGAGACAAGGCUGGUGUGUCAAAAUUGAUCAAAGUCGAAGAAGAAGAAGAUUUUGAAAAUUUUGAAUCGCUUCUAGUAUAA
Molecule: messenger RNA, 420 nt
Organism: Lodderomyces elongisporus
Lineage: Eukaryota; Fungi; Ascomycota; Pichiomycetes; Serinales; Debaryomycetaceae
Exons: 4
Coding region: 1-420 (139 amino acids)
Biological process (GO): actin filament debranching; negative regulation of Arp2/3 complex-mediated actin nucleation
Cellular component (GO): actin cortical patch
Molecular function (GO): Arp2/3 complex binding; actin binding
Source: RefSeq, a predicted model, not a curated record